Molecule: messenger RNA, 423 nt
Organism: Acanthamoeba castellanii str. Neff
Lineage: Eukaryota; Discosea; Longamoebia; Acanthamoebidae
Exons: 4
Coding region: 1-423 (140 amino acids)
Source: RefSeq, a predicted model, not a curated record
AUGGAAGAUGAAGAGGAGUGGCGGUGGCUGACGCUGGCGCCUCCGUGUGGGUGGCAUGGGACAUGCGUCGGGGUGACCAGGGAGCACUUGCCCCGGUCCUAUCUCUGCCACGCUGCGGCCAUGGCCCUGGGCGGCGAUGCCGAUGCCAGCGAAAACCCGACUCUCGCUUCCGAGCUCCACUACCGAUGCACAGACGGGCUGCGGGUGAAGGUGCUGGCGUGGGGCCGUCGGCCCUUUGCCGAGGACCGGCUCGCCGCCGAAGGUCGAUUCACCGAACUGUUCCUCCCCGCGCUCCGCUGCUGCGACCGACCCGUCUGCCCUCCGGCCGGUACGUCACCUUUAUCGUCAUCAUCAUUGGUUGGUUGGUUGGUUGCAUCUGAUCUAAGCUCAAUUCGUAUUUUGUCGACACGGCCCUGUGUGUGA